Metarhizium brunneum ARSEF 3297 is the source of this 1854-nucleotide messenger RNA. The record is from RefSeq and is a predicted model, not a curated record. NCBI's taxonomy places the organism in Eukaryota, Fungi, Ascomycota, Sordariomycetes, Hypocreales, Clavicipitaceae.
AUGGACGGUCCUGAGGACGCAAAUAGAGGCGGCACCCGGGCAUCUAGACGGUUCACGACUCUCGAGGGAUGGCGCGAGGUGCAAGGCGGGCUGUUGGUGGCCGCGGGCUCGACCGUCGCCGCCAUGGUGCCGAAUCCCGCCUACGACCCGGAAUGGCCGCUCCCAGAGGACGCAGCGACUGAUCGUACGCGGCAGUCGAGGAUGUACUUCAGCGAAAAGGGCGGCGCUUGGAAUCACCAUGGCCAGGCGGGAUUGUGGCCCAAUGGACCGACGACGUAUGCGACUGUGAUGAAAGACGAAGGCGCCGUGCAACAUGGCCAGCUGGGAGUCUUGGCAGAGGGCGAGGGCGAGGACGACUUGCUCGAGGAAGACGUCAACCCUCCGUUUCACGUCUUCUCCCGGCGGAGGAAGUGGUUCAUCAUUGUCACCAUUGGAGUGGCCGGCCUGUUCUCCGGCCUGUCGUCCAACAUAUACUUGCCGUCGUUGGCCGCCAUUGCCAAGAGAUUCAAGGACCUGCAAGUCAGCCUCGGCGACGUCUCGCUCACCAUUACCACGUAUCUCGUUGUCCAGGGCGUGUCUCCCUUGUUUUGGGGUUCCCUGUCUGACACUUUGGGUCGUCGGCCCAUCUACAUCUACUCCUUCUCGGUGUACAUUGUGUCCAACAUUGUGCUUAGCCUGUCGCCCAACUUUCCCGUCCUCCUGGUCUUUCGGGGUGUGCAGGCGGCGGGAAGCGCAUCAACCGUCAGCAUUGGAAACGGCGUCAUUCAAGACAUUGCCACCCCGGACGAGCGGGGGGCGUUCAUCAGUUUUUACCAAGCAAUCCGCAAUUUCAGCAUUGCCGUUGGGCCCGUUAUUGGCGGAUUGCUGGCCAACUUUCUCGGUUUCCGCUCCGUGUUUGUCUUUCUGCUCGUCACGUCGUCCCUUGUCCUGGCGACAAUCGCCGUCUUUCUCCCGGAGACGCUGCGGACAAUUGCUGGCAACGGCUCGCUGCGACUGUCGGGCAUCCACCAACCACUUAUUCGCCGCUUCGUCAAGGAGAAACACGCCCUCGAGGAACCCGACUUCAUGGGGCCUCGCCCCAAAGUGACGCUUGCGACGUUUCUCAGACCCCUCGUGCUCCUUGGGCAGAAGGAUAUACUGGUCAGCCUGGUAUUCGGGGGCACCGUGUACACCGUCUGGAGCAUGGUUGUUGCCAGCACAACAGGGCUAUUCAAGGACCUCUUUCAACUCAACGACCUGCUUCUCGGUCUGGUCUUCUUACCCAACGGUCUCGGCACCAUUGUUGGCUCUGCCAUUGCCGGCAAACUCAUGACGAGGGAAUUCGUGCGAUCUGAGCGGAUUUACCUGCAACGGUACCCCUCUGCGACGCCGCCUUCGAAAAACAAGAAGGAUUUGCCGCCCAACUUCCCCAUCGAGCACGCCCGGCUUCGCCACGCGCCGUGGAUAUCGGCCCUGUUCAUCGUGGCCACGGCGCUCUACGGAUUCACGGUGCUGCCGGCCGCGCAGCUCUCCAUUGUUGCCCGGCCGGGGUGGAUCGCCGUGCCCCUCGUGCUGCAGUUCCUGAUUGCCGCCACGUCGAAUGCCGUCUUUGCCAUCAACACGACCUUGGUGGCGGACCUGUGUCCGGGCAUGGGCGCGAGCGCCACGGCAAUUAACAACCUGGUGCGCUGUGGGAUGGGCGCCGUGGGCGUCGGGCUGGUCGAUUCGAUGCUGGGUGCUCUCGGGGCCGCUGCUACAUUCUUGGGCUUGGGUAUUCUCACGGUAGGGAUAGGAGUACUUUUGUAUGUAGAGUGGAUUUGGGGGAUGCAGUGGCGGAACGAGCGACUGAGGAAGAGUCGGACCGCCAAGAUGUAA